CAACUUGAUCUCUCAUGGACUGAAUUAGAAGAGUUGCCAAAAGAGUUAAAGGCUUUGGUUAAUCUUAAAUGUUUGAACUUGGAGUUCACCAAUCAUCUUCGUACGAUUCCGCGUAAAUUGAUAUCUGAGUUUUCAAUGUUACGCGUAUUGAGUAUGUUCUAUUGUGGAGAUAGCAUUUUGUUUGGUGGAAAUGAAUUUUUGGUGGAGGAAUUGCUUUGUUUGGAAGUUUUGAAUGUGUUAAGCAUUGACUUAGGGACUAACUCUGCACUCCAAAAAUUUUUUAGCUCUCGUAAGUUACAUAACUUGAUCGACUCUCUGAGGCUUCAUCGUUUAGAGAAUAUUAAGUCCCUUGAUGUUUAUUCUUUGGCAACUAUGAAGCAUCUCGAUACUCUAGCCAUUUCACAUUGUGAAGAUUUGGAAGAGGUGAAGAUUGACUUUUUAUGUAACGUCCAAGAGAUACGAGAGCCUCAUGGUUUUCAAAACCUCAGGACAGUAGUUGUAGAGGGUUGCAUUAAAUUGAGGGACUUGACGUGGCUUAUUCUUGCUCCCAAUCUCAGGUUUUUGUAUGUUUAUGAUUGCUCUGAUAUGGAAGAAAUAAUCGAUAUCUCAAAGUUUGGUGAAGUUGAAAAGAUAAUGGGAAACUUGAACCCAUUUGCAAAAGUCAAUCGGUUUAGACUACAAAGCCUGCCAAAAUUGAAGAGCAUCCACCGGAAUGCCUUGUCUUUCCCACUUCUGCAGGAAAUGGAGAUAGCUGGAUGUCCACUACUUAAGAAGCUUCCACUUGAUUCCAGUCGCGCAAUCACGAACAAACCUGAAUUUGUUAUCAGAGGAAAAAAACAUUGGUGGGAAGAGUUAGAAUGGGAGGAUGUAGCUACUCAAAACAUUUUUCUACCAUUUUUCCGGAUCAUUGACUUUUAACAGGCAUCAACAUGAAUGUGGAGAGGCUGAAGCAGAACUUAUUUGCUUUGUUUGACGGGAAGCUCGUUAGAUACUUCAAAUAUUAUCUGCUCAAGGGUCAAGAUUCAUUUAUUAACUGUAAUACCUCGUAUUUUAUAAGUUGUUUUAUUAAACUUUAUGUUGUAAUUUUUGGAGGUUAAAAUGUAAGAAUUUGAAAGUUUUUAGAAAAUAGAGUGUCAUAGCUAAAACAAUAGGGGAUUAAAGUGAAAUUUGUCAAGAUAUUUUUUGUGAAUUGAGCGUUUGACCCACCCUGUCAGGGUCCCGCAAACUAUUUUAACUCUGAUUAUG
Molecule: messenger RNA, 1245 nt
Organism: Pistacia vera
Lineage: Eukaryota; Viridiplantae; Streptophyta; Magnoliopsida; Sapindales; Anacardiaceae
Product: probable disease resistance protein At5g63020
Exons: 2
Coding region: 136-918 (260 amino acids)
Source: RefSeq, a predicted model, not a curated record